Molecule: messenger RNA, 5700 nt
Organism: Aspergillus terreus NIH2624
Lineage: Eukaryota; Fungi; Ascomycota; Eurotiomycetes; Eurotiales; Aspergillaceae
Product: 1,3-beta-glucan synthase component GLS2
Exons: 3
Coding region: 1-5700 (1899 amino acids)
Biological process (GO): fungal-type cell wall polysaccharide biosynthetic process; (1->3)-beta-D-glucan biosynthetic process
Cellular component (GO): 1,3-beta-D-glucan synthase complex; plasma membrane
Molecular function (GO): 1,3-beta-D-glucan synthase activity
Source: RefSeq, a predicted model, not a curated record
AUGUCCGGUUAUCCACAAGGCCACUACGAUGAUGGCUACGGCCAUCAGGCCGCCCCCCAUGGAGACUCCUACUACCAGGAUGACCAUGGUCAGGCCUAUUAUGACAAUCAUGAUUACGGCGACGGUUAUUAUGAUAGAGGUGGCUACUACGAUGGUGGUGCUGGCGCGUAUCACGGCGGUGAUGCCGGGUACUAUGAUGCCGGUCACCACGACGAGUACUAUGGCGACCAAUACUACGACCAAGGCGGCGCCCAAGGCUACGGCAGAAGACGCCGGGGCGAUUCUGAAGAGGACUCGGAAACCUUCAGCGAUUUCACCAUGAGGUCCGAAACCGCUCGUGCCGCCGAUAUGGACUACUAUGGCCGUGGCGAUGAACGCUACAACAGCUAUGCCGAUAGCCAGUAUGGCCGCGGCUAUGGCUACCGUCCCCCCUCCUCGCAGAUCUCUUACGGCGCCAACCGGUCGUCUGGUGCCUCGACCCCCGUCUAUGGCAUGGACUACGGGAAUGCCCUCCCUGCUGGCCAGCGAUCCCGUGAGCCCUAUCCCGCCUGGCCCUCUGACGGACAGGUUCCCGUCUCCAAGGAAGAGAUCGAAGACAUCUUCCUAGACUUGGUGAACAAGUUCGGUUUCCAGCGAGACAGCAUGCGCAACAUGUACGACCAUCUCUUGACCCAGCUCGACUCGCGUGCUUCCCGCAUGACUCCGAACCAGGCCCUCCUGUCUCUUCAUGCGGACUAUAUCGGCGGUGACAACGCCAACUACCGCCGCUGGUACUUUGCCGCCCAUCUCGACCUGGACGAUGCCGUCGGAUUUGCCAACAUGAAGCUCGGAAAGGCCGAUCGGAAGACCAGAAAGGCCCGCAAGGCCGCCAAGAAGAAGGCUCAGGAGAACCCCGAGAACGUCGAAGAGACCCUGGAAGCUCUCGAGGGUGACAACAGCCUCGAGGCUGCGGAAUACCGGUGGAAGACGAGGAUGAACCGCAUGUCCCAACACGACCGGGUGCGUCAGGUCGCCCUCUACCUGCUCUGUUGGGGUGAAGCCAACCAGGUCCGGUUCCUGCCGGAGUGUCUCUGCUUCAUCUUCAAGUGCGCAGACGACUAUUACAACUCGCCCGAGUGCCAGAACCGCGUGGAACCGGUCGAAGAGUUUACUUAUCUGAACGAGGUGAUUACUCCUCUCUACCAAUUCUGCCGUGACCAGGGUUACGAGAUCAUGGAUGGCAAAUACGUCCGCCGUGAACGCGACCACAACCAGAUCAUCGGUUACGAUGAUAUGAACCAACUCUUCUGGUACCCCGAAGGUAUCGAACGCAUUCAGUUGGAAGACAAGACCCGCCUCGUCGAUAUCCCGGCGGCCGAGAGAUGGACCAAGCUGAAGGAGGUGAACUGGAAGAAGGCGUUCUUCAAGACUUACAAGGAGACGCGUUCCUGGUUCCACAUGAUUACCAACUUCAACCGUAUCUGGGUUAUUCACUUGGGUGCCUUCUGGUUCUUCACGGCCUACAACGCUCCCACUCUGUACACCAAGGAUUACAAGCAGCAAGUCAACAAUAAGCCGCCGGGUGCCUAUUACUGGUCGGCGGUCGGCUUUGGUGGUGCCCUUGUCUCAUUCAUCCAGAUUCUGGCCACCCUGGCGGAAUGGCUGUAUGUCCCGAGACGGUGGGCAGGUGCUCAGCACCUUACCAAGCGGUUAAUGUUCCUCCUCGCAGUCUUCGUUGUCAACUUGGCCCCUGGUGUGGUCGUGUUUGGAUUUUCCAGCAGCAUGAAUAAGACGAUUCCUCUGGUCAUUGGUAUUGUCCACUUCUUCAUCGCUCUGGCAACCUUCUUCUUCUUCGCCGUCAUGCCUCUGGGCGGUUUGUUCGGCAGCUACUUGAAGAAGCAUGGUCGUCAAUACGUCGCCAGUCAGACUUUCACUGCCAGCUUCCCGCGUCUGGUGGGCAACGAUAUGUGGAUGUCCUACGGUCUCUGGGUCUGUGUCUUUGGUGCCAAGCUGGCCGAAUCCUACUUCUUCCUGACUCUGUCCUUCAAAGACCCUAUCCGGAUUCUGUCUCCCAUGAAGAUCCGGCAGUGUGCUGGUGUGACCUACAUCCCCAACCAGUUGUGUCACGCCCAGCCCCAGAUCCUCCUGGGUCUCAUGUUCUUCAUGGACUUGACACUGUUCUUCCUGGAUAGUUACCUGUGGUACAUUAUCUGUAACACGGUCUUCUCGGUGGCGAGAUCUUUCUACCUUGGUGUGUCCAUCUGGUCGCCCUGGAGGAAUAUCUUCUCCCGUCUCCCCAAGCGUAUCUACUCCAAGGUCCUUGCCACCACCGACAUGGAAAUCAAGUAUAAGCCCAAAGUCUUGAUUUCCCAGGUCUGGAACGCGGUCAUUAUCUCUAUGUACCGUGAGCACCUCCUGGCCAUCGACCACGUGCAGAAGCUCCUCUACCAUCAGGUCCCGUCCGAGCAGGAAGGAAAGCGUACAUUGCGUGCCCCUACCUUCUUCGUUUCCCAGGAAGACCAGUCUUUCAAGACCGAGUUCUUCCCCCCCGGUAGUGAGGCGGAACGUCGUAUCUCUUUCUUUGCUCAGUCGCUCUCCACUCCCAUGCCUGAACCCCUGCCAGUCGACAACAUGCCCACCUUCACUGUCCUGAUCCCCCACUACAGCGAAAAGAUCCUGCUCUCGCUCCGUGAAAUUAUUCGCGAAGACGAGCCUUACUCGCGCGUCACUCUGUUGGAGUACCUCAAGCAGCUACACCCGCACGAGUGGGAUUGCUUCGUCAAGGACACUAAGAUUCUGGCAGAUGAAACGUCCCAGUUCAACGGCGAAUAUGAGAAGAGCGAGAAGGAUGUCGCCAAGAGCAAGAUCGAUGAUCUGCCCUUCUACUGCAUUGGUUUCAAGUCCGCUGCUCCCGAGUAUACCCUCCGUACCAGAAUCUGGUCCUCCCUGCGCUCGCAGACUCUGUACCGUACGGUCUCCGGUUUCAUGAACUACAGCCGUGCCAUCAAGCUUCUGUAUCGUGUGGAGAACCCUGAGGUUGUCCAAAUGUUCGGUGGGAACUCGGAGAAAUUGGAGCGGGAAUUGGAGAGAAUGGCUCGCCGCAAGUUCAAGAUCUGUGUGUCCAUGCAACGUUAUGCCAAAUUCAACAAGGAAGAGCGGGAGAACACCGAGUUCCUCCUGCGCGCCUACCCAGACCUUCAGAUUGCCUACCUGGAUGAGGAACCCCCUGUCAACGAGGGUGAGGAACCCCGUCUGUACUCUGCUUUGAUCGAUGGACACUGCGAGCUUCUCGAGAACGGAAUGCGCAAGCCCAAGUUCCGGAUUCAGCUCUCUGGUAACCCCAUCUUGGGUGACGGCAAGUCUGACAACCAGAACCACGCUAUCAUUUUCUACCGCGGUGAAUACAUCCAAGUUAUCGACGCCAACCAGGACAACUACCUGGAAGAGUGCCUGAAGAUCCGCAGCGUCCUGGCUGAGUUCGAGGAACUGACCACGGAUAACGUCUCUCCUUACACUCCCGGUAUUCCUUCUGACAACACCACUCCCGUUGCCAUUCUCGGUGCUCGUGAAUACAUUUUCUCCGAAAAUGUCGGCGUGCUUGGUGACGUUGCUGCCGGUAAAGAACAGACGUUCGGUACUUUGUUUGCUCGUACGCUUGCGCAGAUCGGCGGAAAGCUGCAUUAUGGUCACCCUGAUUUCCUCAAUGGUAUUUUCAUGACGACCAGAGGUGGUAUCUCCAAAGCGCAGAAGGGUUUGCAUCUGAACGAAGAUAUCUACGCUGGUAUGACUGCUCUGUGCCGUGGUGGUCGCAUCAAGCACUGCGAGUACUUCCAGUGUGGUAAGGGUCGUGAUCUUGGUUUUGGUUCUAUUCUGAACUUCACCACCAAGAUUGGAACCGGUAUGGGUGAGCAGAUGCUGUCCAGAGAGUACUAUUACCUCGGUACCCAGCUUCCCCUCGAUCGCUUCUUGUCGUUCUACUAUGCUCACCCUGGAUUCCACAUCAACAACAUGUUCAUUAUGCUUUCGGUGCAAAUGUUCAUGAUUGUCCUCGUUAACCUGGGUGCCCUGAAGCAUGAGACCAUCAUCUGCCGUUACAACUCGGAUCUUCCCAUUACUGAUCCCCUGCGUCCGACUGGCUGUGCCAACCUGGUGCCGAUCGUGGACUGGGUGAACCGCUGUGUCAUUUCCAUUUUCAUCGUGUUCUUCAUCUCGUUCGUGCCUCUGGCUGUCCAGGAACUCACGGAAAGAGGUGUGUGGCGUAUGGCUACUCGUCUCGCCAAGCACUUUGGCUCUGUCUCCUUCAUGUUCGAGGUGUUUGUGUGCCAGAUUUACGCCAAUGCUGUGCACCAGAACCUUUCAUUCGGUGGUGCUCGCUACAUCGGUACCGGACGUGGUUUCGCUACCGCUCGCAUUCCGUUCGGUGUGUUGUACUCGCGUUUCGCGGGCCCUUCGAUCUAUGCCGGCGCCCGGUCCCUGAUGAUGCUUCUGUUCUCGACUUCCACCGUCUGGACCGCGUCGUUGAUUUGGUUCUGGGUGUCUCUGCUCGCCUUGUGCAUUUCGCCGUUCCUGUUCAACCCCCACCAAUUCGCGUGGAAUGACUUUUUCAUCGACUACAGGGACUAUCUCCGUUGGCUCUCGCGUGGUAACUCCCGGUCGCAUGCCUCCUCUUGGAUCGGGUUCUGCCGUCUGUCCCGUACCCGCAUUACUGGUUACAAGCGCAAGCUCCUCGGUGUUCCCUCCGAGAAAGGAUCCGGUGAUGUUCCCCGGGCUCGCAUCACGAACAUCUUCUUCAGUGAGAUCAUUGCCCCUCUGGUGUUUGUCGGUGUCACUCUUGUGCCUUACCUUUAUAUCAACUCCCGCACUGGUAAGACCAACGACAACAGCAAGGCGUCGAAUGCCAUCAUUCGAAUUGCCAUUGUUGCCUUUGGUCCGAUUGGUAUCAAUGCCGGUGUGGCAGGCGCUUUCUUCGGUAUGGCUUGCUGUAUGGGUCCGAUUUUCAGCAUGUGCUGCAAGAAAUUCGGUGCGGUCCUUGCUGCUAUCGCACACGCCAUCGCCGUCAUUGUGCUGCUGGCGAUCUUUGAAGUGAUGUUCUUCCUUGAGUCCUGGUCUUGGCCCCGGUGUGUCCUCGGAAUGAUCGCCAUGGUUGCGAUUCAACGCUUCGUCUACAAGCUCAUCAUUUCCCUGGCCUUGACUCGUGAAUUCAAGCAUGACCAGUCGAACAUUGCCUGGUGGACUGGCAAGUGGUACAGUAUGGGUUGGCAUUCGCUGUCUCAGCCGGGUCGUGAGUUCCUGUGCAAGAUCACCGAACUGGGAUACUUCUCCGCCGACUUCGUUUUGGGUCACCUUAUCCUCUUCAUUAUGCUUCCCGCCCUUUGCGUUCCUUACAUGGACAAAUUCCAUUCGGUCAUGCUGUUCUGGCUUCGACCAAGCCGUCAAAUCCGCCCUCCCAUUUAUUCUUUGAAGCAAUCUAAGCUGCGCAAGAGACGCGUCAUUCGCUUCGCCAUCCUCUACUUCGCCAUGCUUGUCUUGUUCUUGGUUCUUCUCAUCGCCCCGCUCAUUGCCCGGAACAUGAACAUCUUGAAGAACUUUAAGAGCUUCCCCAUGGACCUCUUGCAGCCGCUUGAUGCCGACAACAACGACACCACUACCUACUACACUGGUGCCGGUCUGCCUGCCGGCUUUGUGGCUGAGUCGUCUGCAGCUGCGUCUACUACUUCUUAA